AUCAAGAACUACAAAUUUACUGCCGUGUAUUCUGUGGGCCCCUGCUGUCAGGGAGCCAUUUAGUGCCGACCCUAACUUCCCUUCGUCCACCGAGGUGCAGUUGCUUUGAUGAAGGCCGAAAGGACUGGGACGCUGCCUCGGAGCUCGCCAUCUUUCCCUCUGUCUAUUUCUCCAUCAAAUCUAGAACACGCGAAGAGAUAGAUGAUAGCUUAGUUCGAGUUCUGCCUUCGCUUCUCGUUUUACCGUGCUCGUGUGCUUCUCUCUUUUACGUUGUGGGAAUCGUUUGACAACGGCGUAAAUGCCAUAUUGUUCAUGGGAAAGAAGGGAGGAAGCUCGUGGUUGACGGCGGUGAAAAGGGCCUUCAGAUCUCCCUCCAAGGACUCGGACAAGAAGGCCUCCAAGCAAAGAGAGGAACAAGACCAGGAAGAGGAGGAGAAGCAUAAGAGGGAGAAAAGGAGAUGGAUAUUUCGGAAGUCUUCGGCCCACGAGCAGCAGCAGCAGCAGGGGAGGGCGGCGCCGGCACUGGCCAUGGCGACGGCGGCGACGGCGGAGGCGGCGGUGGUGACGGCGCAGGCCGCGGCGGAGGUGGUCCGGCUCACGAAGCCUUCUUCGGCCAGCGUCGUCCGGGAGCACGACGCCGCCAUCAUCAUCCAGACGGCCUUUCGAGGAUACCUGGCAAGGAGGGCGCUGAGGGCACUGAGGGGGCUGGUGAAGCUCCAGGCUCUGGUAAGGGGGCACAACGUCCGGAAGCAAGCGAACAUGACGCUGAGAUGCAUGCAAGCCUUGGUGAGGGUCCAAGCCCAGGUGAGAGACCAGCGGUUCCGGCUCGCCCAGGAGGCGGCCGGAUGCAGUAGCAACAAGUCCUCCUUCAGCUGCGACACCUCCUUCUGGGACUCCAAAUACCUCCAGGAGCUCGAACAGAGAAGAUCCAUGUCGAGAGAAGGGAGUAGUUAUGCGGACGUUUGGGACGACCGGCCACGGACUAUUGAGGAGAUCCAAGCUAUGGUGCAGAGCAGAAAGGAGGCUGCUUUGAAACGAGAGCGAGCCCUCUCAUAUGCCUUCUCUCAUCAGUUCUGGAGACCCGAUAGAAACCUCUCCCCGUCGCUCGAAGAAGAAGUGGAAGUGGCCUCAAGAGGAGAUCAGAGGCCACCGAGGUGGACGGACCGUUGGAUUGCCUCGAGGUCUUCUUUUGAUAACAGAGCAAGCAGCAGGGGAAGAGCCUCCACCGAUCAGAUAGACCCCAUCAAGACCCUGGAGAUCGACCCAGCUCGGCCCUUCUCUUAUACCACCAACCCCACGAACCCCCGACGGCCGCCCCAACCCAGCUCGCACCAGCUAUCCUCCCCUCUUGGCCGCUCCCACCACUCCCCCGUCACGCCGUCGCCUUCCAAGUCGCGGCCUUUGCAGGUGCGCUCCGCGAGCCCUCGCUGUGGGAGGGAGGAGGGGAGCUCCUCCGCCUACUACCACCACGGGGCGUCGCGCCACCACCGGGCAGCGGUGCCGAACUACAUGGCGGCGACGGAGUCGGCCAAGGCGCGGGCGCGGUCGCAAAGCGCGCCAAGGCAGAGGCCAGCGACGCCGGAGCGGGAGCGGGGGGCUGGCUCCAUUAAGAAGCGGCUCUCCUUCCCGGUGCCGGAGGCGUACGGGUACGGCGGGUACUCGCAGAGCCUGAGGAGUCCAAGCUUCAAGAGCGCGGUCGGGCGACUCGGGGAGGAGCAGAGGUCGAACGUGUCCUCGUUCUGCAACGAGAGCUUCGGCGGCGAGGUCUCGCCGUCGUCGACGACAGAGCUCCGGCGGUGGCUUAGGUGAGAGAGAACCGACCCGUACUUUGGCAAUGGGGAUGGUGGUGUCGUGAUGCUUCUUUGGCCGUACUUUUCUAACUCUUUGGUGUGCCUGCGGGAUUUACAGUUGAGAUGCUGCAACGAGUCCUUGCGGUUCGUGAGUGGUGGGGUAGGGAACAGGGAUUGGUAUUGAUUUGGUCUUCUUGUUCUUUUUGAUUGGAUAACUUGCAAGAUAUUGUCAAUCUAUGGACUUUUUGACCAGAUUCGGGUUGACAAAUUGGGGUUGUAAGUAAAUUUGUUUUGACUGAUGCAUUAGCUGGAUUUUAUUGAUUUGAGUCAUUGGUGAUGGCUCUGGACUUGCUCUAAGACCCAACUUCCAU
Messenger RNA from Elaeis guineensis (African oil palm), 2161 nucleotides. RefSeq names its product protein IQ-DOMAIN 18. Lineage: Eukaryota; Viridiplantae; Streptophyta; Magnoliopsida; Arecales; Arecaceae. The record is from RefSeq and is a predicted model, not a curated record. Gene Ontology annotation, molecular function: protein binding.